CAAUGACUGGCUUUUUUUCUUUAAAGCAAACGAGUUAAUUCAAAUUCCUGGUUUUCUUUAAAAAAGAAAAAAAUAACCCCAAAACUCUGUGCUUGUACGGUGGCCGAGAAGGUUCGAGGGUGGCGGAAGUACCCGAGUGGGUGUGCGCGAAAAGCCGGAGGCAGAGGCACACGUGGCGACGGUGAGUGGCCACAGAAGCGGGAGGAUCUGAAAGUGCUGGAUGCUGAGCCCAGCUGCGGGAGAGAGGGAGGAAGGAAGGAAAUACAGAGUGAAGACCUUGAUGUCUGCUGGGGGAGAAGGUAGUAACCCAGGGGCGGCGAGGCUGGCGUGCAUUCUGUCGACCGGCGCUCUCAAGGCCAUUGGGAAGUAACACUUCACUUUUCAGGUGUUGAAGAGAAUGUCUUUUCGAGGUGGAGGUCGGGGAGGUUUUAAUCGAGGUGGCGGAGGCGGAGGCUUCAACCGCGGCGGCAGCAGCAACAACCACUUUCGAGGUGGAGGAGGAGGCAAUUUCAGAGGCGGCGGCGGCAGGGGAGGAUUUGGACGAGGGGGUGGCCGCGGAGGAUUUAACAAAGGCCAAGACCAGGGACCUCCAGAACGUGUAGUCUUAUUAGGAGAAUUCCUGCACCCCUGUGAAGAUGACAUAGUUUGUAAAUGUACCACAGAUGAAAAUAAGGUGCCUUAUUUUAAUGCUCCUGUUUAUUUAGAAAACAAAGAACAAAUUGGAAAAGUGGAUGAAAUAUUUGGGCAACUUAGAGAUUUUUAUUUUUCAGUUAAAUUGUCAGAAAACAUGAAGGCAUCAUCCUUUAAAAAACUACAGAAGUUUUAUAUAGACCCAUUUAAGCUACUGCCACUGCAGAGGUUUCUACCUCGACCUCCAGGUGAGAAAGGACCUCCAAGAGGUGGUGGCAGGGGAGGUCGAGGAGGAGGAAGAGGAGCAGGUGGCAGAGGUGGUGGUCGAGGUGGUGGCUUUAGAGGUGGAAGAGGAGGUGGGGGCUUCAGAGGCGGAAGAGGGGGUGGUGGUUUCAGAGGGAGAGGACAUUAAGUAUAACAGUCGACAGACUUCUCACCGGUUGGCUUCUGCAUUAACCUGCGUGAUCUCCUUCUGUAGAAUUGAAAACUUGCUUCUAAGCAAGUCUUGGAAGAUCUGAUCAUUUUAGGACAGUGGAGCUAAAAUGUCAGUGUCAUGAAGAAAUGAGCGCAACAGUGAAUUUUGCUCUAAAAGAGCAUGAAUAAGUCUUAAUGUUUUGUACAGUGGCUGGCACUCUGUGGGUGCAUAAAUGAGCAGUUUUCAUUUUCAUUUGAAUUUUUAAAAUAAAAUGUUUUAUUCCUUUA
Nycticebus coucang (slow loris) is the source of this 1332-nucleotide messenger RNA. RefSeq names its product GAR1 ribonucleoprotein (gene GAR1). Gene Ontology annotation, molecular function: box H/ACA snoRNA binding. The coding region runs from base 398 to 1042 and encodes 214 amino acids. NCBI's taxonomy places the organism in Eukaryota, Metazoa, Chordata, Mammalia, Primates, Lorisidae. The transcript is spliced from 7 exons. The record is from RefSeq and is a predicted model, not a curated record. Gene Ontology annotation, biological process: ribosome biogenesis; snoRNA guided rRNA pseudouridine synthesis. Gene Ontology annotation, cellular component: box H/ACA snoRNP complex.